Molecule: messenger RNA, 678 nt
Organism: Durusdinium trenchii
Lineage: Eukaryota; Dinophyceae; Suessiales; Symbiodiniaceae
Source: the annotation of a GenBank genome assembly
AUGCCUCCUCGUGGCGUCAUCCUACCGAAGUGGGUGGCAACUGAAUUUGCGCAUUUUUGUUGCAGAUAUUUGAUAUCUGGCUAUCAUGACACACUCAUCCUGACAAACCUGGGUGCUUUGACCUGGGAAGCUUGCCUGCCCUUGGCCUUCCUGUACUCAGACCAAGACACUAGCAAGAGGGCAGGGCUUGUGUUUCUGUCCGCAGUGGGAAACUUCUAUGCAGCCGCCACGACACGCUUCAACGACUCUGGCUUUACAAGCGGGCUCAGCUUCCUACUGCCACCCUUUUUUUGCUAUAACUUCCUCUUAAUCUAUGUGCUGGGCCCUCCGACCAUGAUUCUUGGAGGCGUCAUCUGUGGCCGAGCCAUUGUUCUCACACAAGGUCUUGGACCGGCGGUCAUUGGGGGGACAGGAUUGGUGGUGGUUGGAUGGUUCUUCCGUGAUGUCCACGAGUGGAUGCCCUUCCUUGGAUGGAUGGGAGGAGCUGGCAGUUCUGAGGGCUUUGACUCCUCCUUCUUGCGGGCAGGACUCUAUCCUGCUACCUUCGCCGUGGCCUUUGUUUUGGCUGAGUUGACUGCGAGCCUUUUCAGUCAUUGGCUCCUUCAGAGCUGUGGCAUUGCUUGCGUCAUCAUGGUGUUCGCUUACCAGGCGAAGGUCCGCUUGGUUUGCUUCCCCUAG